AUGGACGACGACGAAUUAUUAUCAAAUUCGAUUUUUGGCACAGCGACACCAAACUCUGUUUCGGAAUUUGCAGCGGACGUUAAUCCAUCUUUAUCUAGUUCUUUCCUAGCUGAUAAUUUCACCAUUGGAAAUCCUUGGGAUCCACCAACUGUUCUUAAUGUGAAUGACACUUCAAAUAUUUUGGCGAACGUCGAUCUGCCAGACAUUUAUGCGUAUGCUUUCAACCUUGCACAGCCGAUGGGCGGCAGAAUACCGGUUUCGGCACUUCAUAAAAUUUUGACUGUUAGUGGACAACCUCAUGCAACAGUUGAAAAGAUCUUAAAUUUAGCUGUGCCAGCCAGUAAUACUCGAGUUAACAGAGGAGAAUUCAAUACUGCACUUGCACUUGUUGGUCUAGCACAAAAACAUAUGGAUGUGUCAAUUGAAACAUUAUUAGCACGGAAAGAUGAUUUGCCAGAACCAAUACUUCCCAAUUUAGAAAGCAUCAAUUUCAAUAAUCGUGCAUCAAGUUUUGGAAAUUUAUCACAACCAAUAAUCACACAACCCAACACUGCACCUCCACUUGAAGCUGAUCCGUGGGCUAUGCCAUCACAAUCAACGUCGAAUGGAGUUCCCACUUUCACAAUAUCAGAUAUUACGACUGACUUCCCGUCACAGUCGAGCAGUGUUCCAAGAGUCCAGCCAGAUGGUAGAUCUGGUGGUGGUUUACUAGCACGUGAAGAAGAGUUUCGAUGGUGUGAUGAUACGGAUCCGAUUACUGUCAAGUUUGCUCCGGAACGAGAAGGAUUCCUAUUUAAACAUGUUAAUUAUAUUAUAGAAUCACAGCGACAUGGAUCAACAGUUACGAGACGAUACAGUGAUUUCUGGUGGUUAAUGGAAUGCCUUGUGAGGAAGUAUCCUUACCGCAUCCUACCAGCAUUGCCACCCAAAAAAAUUGGAGUCAACGGAUUUUAUUUCACAGUCGAUGAAUCGUUCCUUGAAAAACGUAGAAAAGGGCUCAUUCGUUUCUUGAAUUUUAUUGCAAGGCAUCCAGUGCUUAGAGACGAGGAAUUAGUAAAGAUAUUUUUAACGGAACAACAGGAAAUAGCAUUAUGGCGUAAAACAAAUACUCCUGAUCUUGAAGAAGAAUUUCUGAAAAAGACUGUACCAGAAGAAAUUGAGGUUCGUAUACCUGCAGAUUUGGAAGAACGGCUUAAUAAAGUAAACAAAAAAUUAAACGAGUCAAUCGAGCAUUAUCGUAAUAUGUGUCAUAUAAUGGAGCGUAUUGCUCGUCGACGUGAAGGAUUGUCAAGUGAUUAUACGCGAUAUGGUGCUGCAUUAAACUCGCUGAUUGAUAUCGAGAAAAAGUGCUAUAUCGAAAAUUGCUCUAAUUGCACUCGAAUAGCAAAUGGUUUGACGGAUGUAUCAUCACACAUUCAGAGAGCCAGUGCUAUUAUCGAAGAAGAGGAAACUUUUGAACGAAGGGAUCGAUUGGCAAUGGAUAAUACUAUUGAUGCACUCGAGACUCGGAUAUCAACCAAUACUGCAAAAUUAUCGGGUAAAGAAGAUCCGGAAACCGAACGAUUGUCGGCUGUUAUUCAAAAGGAUCGGGUUGAUGUUGAUCUACAAAGAAAACGUAAAAUUUUUAUUCGACAUUGCUUCAAUGCCGAACUUUCACUAUUUCACAAAAGUUCAGCAUUUAUUUCGCUUCUUUAUCAAAAUUAUGCACACGAACAAGUCAAAUUCUCGCAGCAAUUUUACGAGAAUUGGAAACUUCUGAGUCCUAAAAUUUUUGAGAUGCCUAUUCAAACUAUUGAUUUUGGUUAG
Molecule: messenger RNA, 1806 nt
Organism: Ambispora gerdemannii
Lineage: Eukaryota; Fungi; Glomeromycota; Glomeromycetes; Archaeosporales; Ambisporaceae
Source: the annotation of a GenBank genome assembly